CUACUUCUCGGUAUCUAUACAGACGCUCAGAGACCGGUACUUAUAACAUAAAUAAUACACCGUGAGGUGACAGUCGUCUUCAAGCGCUCGCCUUAACUACAGACUCCAAAAAAGAAUAUACACAAGUGUUUCGAAUUUCGCCUCCACGAUGAAGAGAAUGAGCCAGUGCAAAGAUGACAUCGCUGACGAGAACGGCAACACAGCCCUGCACUAUGCCAUCAGUUACCAGGAAUUCGAAAUGGCCAAAAAACUCAUCAGUCUCGGCGUCGACGUUUGCGCUGCAAAUAGCGACCAAGUCACACCUCUGCAAUUGGCUAUAGCCAACAGGAUUCCCAUCGGUUGUUUGGACAAGAGGACAGCCGAUCUUGGUAAACGUGUUCCGCUCUUCUCGAUAUGCCUGGAUUCUUACGACUGUGCCGUUAAUGCCCGGAACGACAAAGUGCUCAAGGCCCUAGGUUGCAAUAGGAUCCGCAGCGACGACGACAACCGUAAGCUCGUGAAGAUGCUGUUGGAUGCCGGGGCCGACGUCAACGUCAAGGAUCUGUUCGAAUGCUCGCCGAUCCAUUGCGCCGUCUAUACAGGAGAUCUCGAACUCGUGAACAUUCUUAUCGAUGCCGGCGCCGACGUCAACGGACAUAACGAUCUGGGAGUUACGGCGUUGCACUACGCUGUCUUGUGCCGCAACGUGUCAAUGGUUCAGCUACUGUUGAACCGCGGCGCCCUAGCCAACGCGUCUUACAAUAACGUGUGCGAGCCGCCCCUAUUCUGGGCCUCGAUGCUCAAUUGGGACAACGGUCUCGACGUUAUCAUCAGAACACUUCUGGAGGCGGGAGGUGAUUUGAACCAGUUCCACUCGAGCGAUUUGAACUAUUCGGAUUCUUCCAUAUUUUCGGACUCCGAUUUCUUGCAAACUCCCUUCCAUUAUAUUCUGAUGUACGGGGACAUCGACUUGGUCAAGCUCUGCAUCGAGAAGUACAAUGCGGACCUGAAGUUGACGGGAGAGAACAUGGACGAGAACGACGCUUUGAAAUUCGCAGUCUACAACGAGGAUAUCAGCGUGAUGAACCUGAUGCUGAAGAAAGGAAUAACCAAGUGCACUUAUGGUCUGACCGCGCUGCAUCUCGCAAGUCUGUGGUUUAGACCACAGCACGUUCAGCAGUUGAUCGCCGAUGGUGAUGACGUCAACAGGUUGGUACGUGGUGAUUACGACUUGUAUAGUGAUUUCACGCCAUUAGCGCUGGUCGUAGAUAACAACACGUUUAGUAAUGGUGCAACGCAAGAACUUUACGAAGCGUUGGAAUGCGAAAUGGAUCGACCUAAUGCCGCGGAGGACAGGAGGAGGACGAUAAAAGUGCUGCUCGACUGUGGCGCCAACCUGAAUCAGAAGAUUCACGAGAGGACAGCCCUGGAGAUAGCAAUCUCGAACAGACCCGCCAACAGUGAAGAGCCCGACGAUGCAGAACGCUUGAUCAUCGAGCACACGGCCGAGGUCGAGGCUAGGACGAACGAGAAAGUGUUCGACGAGUACAACCUGAAGUUGAUUAACGCAAACCCUAGGUCGAAGGCGUACUACGAGAAGUGCCAGGCCGAGCUGACGGCCAUGAGGAACAGCAAGAUCGAGGGUACGUCCAUCACGUACUUUUCCGUUCUAACGAAACCACUGGAAGUGGUGGCUCGUAACUUUAGAAACGAGAAAUUCGUUCAGGAGUUCGAGGUCAAUUAUCGAGAAGCUUAUCCUGUCUAUGCAUGGCGGUUGAAGGAGAAAUUCGAAGUGGCUCGCGCUAGACAGCAGAAGAACGAGCGAGCCCUUUUUGCUUUGAGUAGGAUGCUAAAAUUCGCCGACCCGAGCUUCUUGGCUUUUGAAACUGUUUUAAAAUAUUUAACCGAAGAAGACUUCGACUCACUUAUUAAUUCUUGCACAGUAUGACAUUGAUUAAGAAUGGCGUUAUUUCUAUUUGUAUUAUAUUGUAAACGUCUAACUUAAUUUUAUUUUACUCUUGCGUCUACAUAUCUAUGUUUUGCUUCACCGUCCCUUAAUUUAUUUAAGGUCAACCAUUUUUGUAUAUACUCAACGUGUAUAUAAUUCACGUAAGAAUGUAAAUAAAUUUCACUUUUUUAUUAA
Molecule: messenger RNA, 2122 nt
Organism: Nasonia vitripennis (jewel wasp)
Lineage: Eukaryota; Metazoa; Arthropoda; Insecta; Hymenoptera; Pteromalidae
Product: putative ankyrin repeat protein RF_0381
Exons: 2
Coding region: 149-1927 (592 amino acids)
Biological process (GO): protein localization to ciliary inversin compartment
Cellular component (GO): ciliary inversin compartment
Molecular function (GO): protein binding
Source: RefSeq, a predicted model, not a curated record